AUGGGUCCAGUCAUGCCUCCCAGUAAGAAGCCAGAGGGCUCAGGAAUAAGCGUUCCCAGCGGACUGAGCCAACGCUACCAAGACAGUGAUUUAUCAAAGGCACUUCACGAUGACGAGGACCUAGAUUUCUCUUUGCCUGCCAUCCGAUUAGAUAAAGGGGCCAUGGAAGAUGAAGAACUAACUAACUUGAACUGGUUACACGAGAGCAAGAACUUGCUGAAAAGCUUUGGGGACUCGGUGUUAAGGAGCGUUAGCCCCGUUCAGGACAUCGGUGAUGACACGCCGCCGUCUCCUGCCCACUCUGACAUGCCCUACGAUGCCAAGCAGAACCCCAACUGCAAACCUCCUUAUUCCUUUAGCUGCCUCAUAUUUAUGGCCAUCGAGGACUCGCCAACCAAAAGACUGCCUGUAAAGGAUAUAUACAAUUGGAUCUUGGAACACUUCCCGUAUUUUGCAAAUGCACCCACUGGAUGGAAAAAUUCUGUGAGACAUAAUCUGUCCUUGAAUAAGUGUUUUAAGAAAGUGGACAAGGACAGAAGUCAGAGUAUUGGAAAGGGGUCCUUGUGGUGUAUAGACCCAGAAUAUAGACAAAAUCUUAUUCAGGCUUUGAAAAAGACACCCUAUCACCCAUAUUCGCAUGUGUUCAGUACACCUCCCACAUCUCCUCAGGCAUAUCAAAGCACAUCAGGUCCACCCAUUUGGCCAGGAAGCACCUUCUUCAAGAGAAAUGGAGCCCUUCUGCAAGAUCCUGACAUUGAUGCUGCCACUGCCAUGAUGCUUUUGAAUACUCCCCCUGAGAUACAAGCAGGUUUUCCUCCAGGAGUGAUACAAAAUGGAGCUCGAGUUCUGAGCAGAGGAAUAUUUCCUGGAGCCAGGCCAUUGCCAAUCAACCCUAUAGGAAGCAUGGCUGUUGCAGUAAGGAACGGAAUAACAAACUGCCGGAUGCGGACAGAAAGCGAGCAGUCCUGUGGCUCUCCAGUCGUUAGCGGUGACCCCAAGGAGGAUCACAACUACAGCAGUGCCAAAUCUUCCAACCAUCGGAGCACAUCACCUGCUAGUGACUCUGUUUCCUCUUCCUCUGCUGACGACCAGUACGAAUUUGCAACUAAAGGUAGCCAAGACAGCAGUGAAGGAAGUGAAGUCAGCUUCCAGAGCCACGAGAGCCAUAGUGAAACAGAAGAGGAGGACAAAAAGCAGAAUCGGAAGGAGACCAAGGAUUCUUUAGCUGACAGUGGGUAUGCAUCCCAGCACAAGAAAAGGCAACAUUUAAUGAAGGCGAAAAAAGUACCGAGUGACACACUGCCUCUUAAAAAGAGACGUACGGAAAAGCCCCCGGAGAGUGAUGACGAGGAGAUGAAAGAAGCUGCAGGAUCGCUCCUGCAUUUAGCAGGAAUUCGAUCCUGUUUGAACAACAUCACCAAUCGGACGGCAAAGGGGCAAAAAGAGCAAAAGGAAACCACAAAAAAUUAG
This is a messenger RNA of Opisthocomus hoazin, 1470 nucleotides long. NCBI's taxonomy places the organism in Eukaryota, Metazoa, Chordata, Aves, Opisthocomiformes, Opisthocomidae. The record is from RefSeq and is a predicted model, not a curated record.